Messenger RNA from Leptomonas pyrrhocoris, 1112 nucleotides. RefSeq lists its product as hypothetical. The record is from RefSeq and is a predicted model, not a curated record. The transcript has a single exon. The coding region runs from base 99 to 1112 and encodes 337 amino acids. NCBI's taxonomy places the organism in Eukaryota, Euglenozoa, Kinetoplastea, Trypanosomatida, Trypanosomatidae.
GUUCACCUGCCCGGAUUCGGCAAGUUCGCUCCUCCAGUUUUCGCGUUUCAUCCCUUUUCAUUCUCCCUACCCUCUACCUCGCACACAGCUCUGUGGCCAUGGCUUCUGAGAUUGUCGUUCAGCUGACGCCCUACCCGGCCUCCUUCAUCGUCGAGCACGCCAAGCGCAAGCGCUUCGCCGCCGGCUACAUCAUCGGCACCCGAACUGCCGAAGAAAUCGUCAUCACCGACUUCAUCCCGCUGACCCACAAGGACACGGAGGUUCCGAACACGCGGGCGUACCGCGAGGAGCUGCACCGCCGCCGUGCCGCCAAGCGCCGCUUCACCAAGCAGGAUCCGAUAGGUUGGUAUACCGCCGGUCAGGCGGACGAGCAGCUCUCGCCCGAGGACUACCAGCGCUGGUGCAAUGCGCCGUCUAUCAUCUUUCAGAACCGAAACUGCCUGCAUCUGCACUGCGAGAUGCCGUACGACGAAGCAGCGGUGCCGGAGAUUCUGUGGACCGCCUCCAUCAUCUCCGAGGACCCGGAGGACCACACCCUCAAGUACUCGAACCACAAAGUGGUCGUCGCUCCGUUGAAUAGCCUCUCGUCGGACGUCAUGAUCAACCACAUUACGUCCAUCGCUCUCUACAACGGCGGCCACCCCUACCCUCGUAGCAAGCUGCUGAACAUCGACGAGGUCGCCUACCUGGCCAGCCUCGACAACAAAACCUCCACCGACGCCGUCAACGACGAACAAAGGAAGCUGCAAAAGGCGGUGACCGCCGCGGAGCAAAUCGUCACCGGCGGCAGCGGCGGCUCGCGGGAGGCGCAGGAGAUGAUAGCAGCCGUCGAGAGCUUCCGUGCGAUCCGCGAGGAGGCGCUGCAGCGCCAGCGGGACCAGACUGGUCGUGUUGACUUCAACUCGCAGCAGUUCAAGGACGCGCUGACGAUCAAGUGUGCGGCGACGAUACUGCGCAAGGAGCUGACGACGAUCGAGAUGCUGUCCACCAUGUACGCCGAGGACAAGGAGCGGCGUCCGAACGGCGAGGGUGGUGAGGAGGGCGCUGCGAAGGACUCGCAGCAGCAGCAGCAGCAGCAGCAGCAACAGGCCGCCGCUCCGCAGAAGCAGUAA